Rotaria sordida is the source of this 615-nucleotide messenger RNA. The record is from the annotation of a GenBank genome assembly. Lineage: Eukaryota; Metazoa; Rotifera; Eurotatoria; Philodinida; Philodinidae.
AUGUUAUUUAUAUCAUUAAUAAUAUAUGUUAUAUUGUUUCCUAAUAUAAUUUAUUCGUCACCUGGUGUAAGUAGCCGUUAUAAAACAAAUGGUUUUCAUACACACCUUGAAUAUCGAAUUGAUCCUGAUUUAACAAUGGAUAGUCAAUGUUUAUUUGUUUGGCAUCGUUUACCUCCUUAUUUAUAUAUUGAACCUGAAGAACUUUAUCAAUUAAAUGCUACUAUAAUUGGCUCAAUAAAUAUUGAAAGAUCAUCAUCUCAAUCACAUCCAUUUGCAUAUUGUUUUAUAUUAUAUAAUUCUUCUAAAAUUCCAUAUCGUCAUAGUAAAACAUUUUCAAUAAAUAUUCAUAAUCGAUAUAUAGAUCCAAAAUCUGAUGAUAAUCAACAAUAUGAAACAGUUUAUUUACCUGAACCAGUUAUACAUUUUACAAAAAAAGCAUGUCCUUAUUUAGGUUCUGGUUGUCCACCACCAUUAACUGAAACAGGUAUUGAAUCACCUAGAGAAUUAACUGUAACUAUUCCUCUUGGUCAACAAAAACAUUUAUUAUUUGUUUAUCCUCUUACUUGUUUAUUUACAUUAAUUGGUUGUUCAUUAUUAUUUAUAUUUAGUCGAUGA